Etheostoma cragini (Arkansas darter) is the source of this 3165-nucleotide messenger RNA. Its product is annotated as protein spire homolog 1-like. Gene Ontology annotation, biological process: polar body extrusion after meiotic divisions; actin filament network formation; cleavage furrow formation. The record is from RefSeq and is a predicted model, not a curated record. The coding region runs from base 252 to 2495 and encodes 747 amino acids. NCBI's taxonomy places the organism in Eukaryota, Metazoa, Chordata, Actinopteri, Perciformes, Percidae. Gene Ontology annotation, cellular component: cell cortex; cytoplasmic vesicle membrane. The transcript is spliced from 18 exons. Gene Ontology annotation, molecular function: actin binding.
ACACACACACGCACACACGCGGCUUCAACCCAUUGCUGCUAUCACACAGGUCCCACACACCGUCUUCGGACUGCUGCUACCGGGACCUGAACGAGGCGUCAGGCGGGGAAACAAGCCCACGUUGUACCGCUGGCUGCCGCCGCUGCCCCGGAGGAGCAGAGGGCGGGGAAGCAUCAAUGCCUCCAGGUCCCGUCGCACAUACCCUGGAUCUGUUCUCGUCAUCGGGCCUCCUGCGCUGAGAGAAUGAAAGGAUGGCCGAGCAGCGAUGCGGGGACCACGGUGGGCUGACGGAGGCUGCCGCAGCGACUCACCGGGGUGAGCAUCGCAACAAGAUGAAUCCGACGGAGGAAGCAGCAGUGGAGGGUCUCUCGUUGGAGAAGAUACUGGAACUUUAUAGCCAGCCCAUCAAUGAGGAGCAGGCUUGGGCGGUGUGUUAUCAGUGCUGCAGGACGCUGGCGAAGGGACAUCGGAGCUGGAGAAGCUCCUCCGCCGCCGCCUCCGCGUCUGCCGCCGCCACCUCCGCCGCCGGUGCAUCACCCUCCGCGGCUCCGAGAAGGAUAUCCGGACCGGGGGAUGUUAGGAUACAGAAAGACGGCUCUGUGAGGGUGGAACACCAGGGCUCUGAAGGUAUAUACAGUCCUUGCACAACAACAGAGGUGAUUGAGUCUCUGGGCAUCAUGAUCUACAAAGCUCUGGAUUACGGACUGAAGGAGAACGAGGAGAGGGAGCUGAGCCCCCCUCUGGAGCAGCUCAUCGACCUCAUGACCAACAUGGGCGAGGCUGAGAAGGACACCUGCCCCGACGAAGGCUAUGAGGCAACAGAGGAAGAGGAUGAGGCAGAGGAUGACCCUGACAACAUCUCCAGUGUCCAUGGUUACAGAGAUAUCCUCGAGCUGUGCACAGCUCAUCUACCCGGUCUAUCGGACGCCUCUAGCCACUACCAGGCAGUGUGUCGGGCUCUGUACACAGAAACCAGGGAGCUGAGUACUUUCCUGGAGAAGAUCAAGAGUGCCAAAGAGAACCUCCGUAAGAUGGAGGCAGGGCCAUCAGAGGAGCCUGACGGGGGCCUGAAUGAGCUCCAGAACGCCGACUGGGCUCGAUUCUGGGUUCAGGUGAUGAGGGACCUGCGUGAAGGAGUCAAGCUGAAGAAGGUGCAGGAGCGUCAGUAUGACCCUCUGCCCAUUGAGUUCCAGCUCACCCCCUACGAGAUGCUCAUGGACGACAUCAAGUCCCGACGCUACAAACUGCGCAAAGUCAUGAUAAAUGGAGACAUUCCACCUAGGUUAAAGAAGAGCGCACAUGAAGCCAUCCUGGAGUUCAUCAGGUCCAGACCACCUCUUAAACCCGUGGCGGCUCGUAAGCUGAAGCCACAGACUCAGCUUCCUCCGACGCUGCAUGAACGCAUCUUGGAGGAAAUCAAAUCAGAGAGGAAACUACGACCGGUGUCGCCUGGUGAGGUCCGCAGGGGAAGGCUGGGUCUUGGCAAAACUCGCAGUAUGCAGGAUUUGUUCCGUACUGGACUAGAUGACUUUAGUCCGUACAUGGGCAGGAGGACGUCCAGCUCUCUGUCUCUAUCCAAUGGAUCAGCGUGUCCCAGGGGAGAACCCUCUGGAUCUCAGUCUGUCCCUCCGAGGAAAAGGCUCCUGAAGGCUCCUAGCCUCGCCGAGCUGGACAGCUCUGACUCUGACGAUGAGACUGUCGGGCGCAGAUCAGCCAGCAGCUCCAGCGUGGCGACCUCUGUGAUGGAUGAUACGUCCCCAGAGAGUGCUCUGGGAAAGAAAACGCCCCCCAUGUUCCUGCCCAUCUCUUCUACACCCCAGCCAGAGAGGCGUCAAACCCCCCAGAGGAGACACUCCAUCGAGAAGGAAACCCCGACCAACGUCCGUCUGUUUCAGCCACCCUCCAAAAAGAGCUCCAAGUCUCUGGUGGGGAUGAUAGCAUCCUAUCGUCCCUGGAUACCCCUCCUCCUCCUCCUCCUCGGCCCUUCUUCCUCCACCCUUCACCAUUUGCAGAGCUCCCACCCUAUUGAGGCGUUUGUGUUGGGCUUGAUGAAGGCCGUUUUUGCUCUGUGCAGGGGCGUUUACGUCACAGGAAGAGAGUCGGCCAAGGAGGAGUUCUGUUUCCCUGUGGAGUGUCUGUCUCUGACGGUGGAGGAGGUGAUGCACAUCAGACAGGUGCUGGUUAAGGCCGAGCUGGAGAAGUUCCAGCAGUACAAAGACAUCUACAAUGCUAUGAAGAAGGGAAAGCUUUGCUUCUGUUGUCGAACCAAAAGGUUUUCCUUUUUCACCUGGUCCUACGUCUGUCAGUUUUGCAAAAAGCCUGUGUGUGCACAGUGCUGCAAAAAGAUGCGGUUGCCAUCCAAACCUUAUUCCAGUUUGCCCAUCUACUCCAUUGGCUCAACCAACACUCUCCCCAGGGAGAGGGUGACUGGCAUGGCUGCCGUAGGACAGGGACUCUCAGUGAUGGACGGUGUGGUUUUUGUUGCCGUGUCCUGAGCAUCGUGUACAGCUCCUUUACACCUCAGCAUACUUUAGAUCUGCCAAUCUAUUUUUUUUUUUUUUUACACCAUAUCAUAGAUAAUCCUUCAAUCUCUGGCCACAGACUUUUGAGUGGAGGUGCGAAGAACUGUUGAGAUGACAAAUGGCGUCUAGUUAUCCCAACUCACAUUCAAAUCAAUAAGCACAAGACAGAAGGACUUCCUCAGACCUUGGCACUGCGGGCGACACCAGGCCGGCAGAGGGAUCAUAUUGUACAGUCCUGACACUCAAUAUGGAAUAUUAAACUGUACAUUUUGUAUGGGCUUUAUUUUAGUAUUUUCCACAUUUGUUUACAGUAAAUGAUUGUUCAAAGAAGUCACCCUCUGCUUUUAAUUUUGACUUUUUAUUUUGCUGAUGAUGCUCAAUGAGACUUUCCACCACUGUCCCCUUUGCUAAGCACACUUGAAAGCAUGCAUGUGUUUGUUUUUUUCCUUACAUCGUUUUUUGCUGUUUUUUUUCUUCAUAAAAAUCUGUUUUCCCGCGGAUUUAGUGCCAAAUAAUAACAUCUUUCUGAUCUAUGUCACCCAAAGAAAAGUAAUGUCCCCCGAUGUAGGUUUGCAGUUGUCAUGCCACAAAAUUAUGAGUCAUCCUGGGCUAAGCCGUGCUUAUUAAAGCCUCUGAGAACGUG